UUGACACUAGAGGCGCUAAUUUCGUUUUUUGAUGACGAUUUUGAGAUAAAACUCUAAAUUAUCUGUAUUUCUAAAUAAAGAAAACCGAUUUACUAGUGUCAAGUUCAUGAAGAAUAGUUUAUGGUUUAUAGAAAUGUGGGUUUUAUGAACAUUAGGGUGUCUGUUCUUGCAAUAAAUGACUCCGAGAUGCAGAAAUAUACCUGCAUAGAGUGUGGUAAAGGAGCGGAUGAACUGUAUAAAGAUUUCUCAAGAGGCAUCAUAAAGAUAUCACACUGUGUUCACUGUGGCAAGGUGGUGGACAAGUAUGUCGAGUUUGACAAUGUGGUGAUAUUUCUGGAUGCUAUUCUCCACAAGACACAGGCUUACAGACAUAUACUGUUCAAUGUCGAAAUACAAUCCCACUGGAAACUGGCGGUUUUCUUCCUCUUCUGUGAUGCAUACACCAAGUGGGCAAAACACAAAGAUCAUGUCAACCAUGAAAACAACAUCAUCUUUUAUGCUGCUCUGGAGUUAUCAUUCUAUCACAUGUUUUUGGCAUCAAUUUUCGAGCUGGCGACCUUCCUUGUGAGCUUAUCAUUGUUGUUGUUUGCAAUGAACACCUGUUUCAAGAUGUGUAGCCAGAUAAUGCCCGUCUUAAAGGGUGUCCUACUUUCAAACAUGGGGAAAUUGUUUGUCGUGCCUGCCAUCAUAUGGGGACAGAGUAACAGCUUAUACUAUUUGGUGCUUACAAGGAUUUUCAUCUUCACUUCAAAUUCUCAGGCACUUCGAGUUUUGUGCCAGAUAGGUCAUCUUCCAGCCCUCUUGAUAGCAGCUUUCAUCAAUGUAGCCCAGCUGUUAGUUGCCUGGCAGGCAGAGAUUUUCAUCACGAAUACUUGGAGUGGAUCGGUCUUGUUGUUACAAAGAGGUUCAAUAUUGCCGACGCCUGUGAUCAUGGACACUGCCCAAAAUACAACAAUUUUAAACCAGUAAUCUGAUUCUGAAAUGGAGUUCUUUUCAUUUGUUGGACAAGAGAAGUGAUUGCUGCAUAUUUGAAUUUGAUGCUGAGGUCACUGCCAGAGCUCAUGACUGUGUCUUUGCUAUGAUUGAGUUGGUCACUUAGUCAACACUGAUUACUAAUUCUCUAUGAAUUGUUGUAUUGAACCUCUAAUACUUCAGUGAAGUGUUACUACAAGGCAUCUUACUGUACUUUGUCUUUUCAUGAAAGUGCCAUUUCAAUAAAAUGUUUUUAUUUCUA
Molecule: messenger RNA, 1234 nt
Organism: Lineus longissimus
Lineage: Eukaryota; Metazoa; Nemertea; Pilidiophora; Heteronemertea; Lineidae
Product: protein ARV1-like
Exons: 7
Coding region: 121-969 (282 amino acids)
Biological process (GO): sphingolipid metabolic process; sterol metabolic process; regulation of plasma membrane sterol distribution
Cellular component (GO): Golgi apparatus; cortical endoplasmic reticulum
Source: RefSeq, a predicted model, not a curated record